AUGGUGGACCAGAUGAUUCAGGGCCAGCUCGGCUCACUAACCCACUCCACGCCAUCUGCUCCGAGCUGGGAAGCCAAGCACGAGGUGGACCGCAUGGAGGAGGGAAAGAAGCCGGAAGAGCUCGUACCGAUGUAUGUGGAAGGACGAUCUGUGCAGGCGAGCAGCUUCGGAAGCAUCUGGAGUCGCCACCGCGGCCCGGUUCUGGUCGGAGCAUUGCUUUUGCUAAGCCUUGUCGUGCUCCUCGGAUCAUCCUUGGGGAGAAGCACUGAAGAGGGAGGGAGCAGCAGCGCUGCCAUGAAGACCAUGGACAUGCCAGCCAGUCAUGGGACUCAUUUGGAACCUGCAGACGGGUCCACACCCACAGCCCCCGACACCGCUGCUGCCGAUGUAGCGACUUCGCCGGAACCCAUGAAUGUAGAUGCAGCAGCAGCAGCGGCCCAGCCGGCAGCGGCAGAGGUGGUGGAAGAGGCGAUGCCGAAUGCAACGGAGGAUGCGGGUGGCAAUCAGACGGGGACGCAGACAGCUUCGGAUCAAGCCAUGGCAAGCUACAAAGCAUCGUGCCCCACCUUGCUCAAGCUUCAUGGGGCAUGUGACUAUGACUUGUCCAUUGAUGAUCGAAGUCUGGAUCCCCAGACUUUCGUUCGAAACGUGUGUCCGGCAGAGUGUGAAGUUGUGGACAGGUAUCGCAAGAUGUGUCCUUCUUUGCUGAAGCUUGACGGAGGUUGCGCCCAUGAUCUUUCGGUGGAGGAGGAUAUCCUGCCUCGCGGCACGUAUGUGCGUCUAGUCUGCCCCGAGAGAUGUACGAUCCCAACCACCACCACAGCUUCCACCACUGUUCCGACAGAGACUACCAGCCAGGAGUUGCGAACAUCGGCAACAUCCACCAUAGCACCAACAUCGGCAUCCUUGUUUGCAGGUGGCCUGGCACCAGGGCCAGAGCGGGCGCAGAUAUCGCAGCCAGAGAUACAGAUCCCAGGCAAGGCGCAUCCUUCCAGGUGGCUGGGUUAUGUGGCCGGGUUGGGCACAACAGCAGCAUGGGUAGCCCUGUGCAUACGUGAGCAACGAGCUUCGCCCCUGUCUCGCUCAGCCCUGCCAAGCUGA
Symbiodinium natans is the source of this 1101-nucleotide messenger RNA. NCBI's taxonomy places the organism in Eukaryota, Dinophyceae, Suessiales, Symbiodiniaceae. The record is from the annotation of a GenBank genome assembly.